Acanthopagrus latus (yellowfin seabream) is the source of this 3085-nucleotide messenger RNA. RefSeq names its product microfibrillar-associated protein 3-like. The record is from RefSeq and is a predicted model, not a curated record. NCBI's taxonomy places the organism in Eukaryota, Metazoa, Chordata, Actinopteri, Spariformes, Sparidae. The transcript has 3 exons. The coding region runs from base 256 to 1218 and encodes 320 amino acids.
AACAAGCCACGCCCACUCACCUACCUGAAGCAGGAAGUGACCGGACUGGACGGAUCGUGUGUGCUUCGCUUAACGCUUGAGGAUUAAAGCUGAGCAGCAGACUAAAAUAGGUAAAAGGAAUAUAUAUUUAACAUACAGCAAGUUACUGAACUUAACCGACGCUUAUGCCGGUCGUGGAUCUGAUGUUCUGGUCGCUGUCAGAGCAGCAGGUUUGUCUCGUCUGAACGUGAGCUGGUGCUGGAACUCCUUUUCGCAAUGUCUUCAGCUCAGAGACACCACCUGUCACACCUGCUUCUCACUGUCCUUCUGGUUGGUAGUUGGACGGCAGACGGAGCUCAGAACAGAUCAGAGGUGGAGGCGGCGUCCUUCAACGUCUCCUCCAGGAGGCACAUUGUGGUCAAGGAGGGAUCCAGUGCUCUGAUCGAGUGUAACGUGACCGGAGGCCACAAUGACAUCAAGUGGUACAACUCGAAAGGGCCUCUGCUCGGCGGGAAGUGGCGGAUUGAGGAGAACGGGGUCCUUAACAUCACUGUUGUCUCCUUUGAGGACCGUGGACGCUACACCUGUGUCGCCUCCAGUGCUGUCGGUGGGAGCAAGAACUACACCAUCACCGUGCGUGUAGCCCACAACAACAGCGGCCUCGGCCUGUACUUUGUCAUUGUCUGCCUGGUGGCCUUCACCAUCACCAUGAUCCUAAACGUGGCGCGGCUGUGCAUGGUCAGCAGCCACCUCAAGAAGACAGAGAGAGCCAUCAACGAGUUCUUUCGCACCGAGGGUGCAGAGAAACUGCAGAAGGCGUUUGAGGUCGCCAAGCAGAUUCCCAUCAUCACAUCUGCCAAGACGCUGGAGUUGGCCAAGGUCACGCAGUACAAGACGAUGGAGUUCGCUCGUCAUAUGGAGGAUCUGGCACGGAGCGUUCCUCUGCCGCCACUCAUCCUGAACUGCCGCACAUUCGAAGAGGAGGCGACGGAAACGGGGGAGCACGUCAGGACAUUGCUGCCUGGUACCAGACAAGCUAUAGGCCCAUCCUCACCUGACAGAAAUGGAGAGGAGGAGGAGGAAGAGGUGUGUCAGGCACUGCUGUCAAGUGAAAGACACGGGAACAAAGGAAGUGGCAUCAACACAAAGGCUUCAGUCCACACAGUUAAUGAGAAGGUCACCCUCGAGGAUCAGGCACCAGGCACAAGAACAAGUGUGUCCUAUGAGAGCAGCAUAUAACCUGUCUCAGUCUGAAUCCCAUCAGAAGAAACACAGUUUCUGAAGUGUGAGGAGUCUAGAUGCACACGACUGGAAGAGAUCAAAAAUCUUUAAUAAAUGGUGGGUUAAUUAUCAUUUAGAUGUUGGUAAUUCUGGAUCAGUUCAUUGAUCUUGGCUCCAAAUCUUGGAUUUUGGAGAUGGAAAACAAACCCAUGGUCAACACGUUGAAACCAUGAAACAACUUUAUUGUCAGGUGAUAAAGAGUCCUAACUUCCAGAGUACUAUGUCAUUCUUUUUGAUUAAAAAGGUAAAACAAAGAACAUUAUAGUUAUUCUGUCUUUCCAUGAACGAGUUAGAUUCUUGGCCAUCAAAAUACUGCUUUCGUUCUGAGUCAUGUUGUUACUCCUUCCUGCACAGAAAUAUAUCCACACUGGCCUUUUGUCAAAGUUACAAAAGUCUCACUGAUAUUAUAAAACUAGCAUUAAAUCAAACUGGAUUCUCAACAGCCAAUCUCUACAGCAGCUCUACUGGUAAUGGAGGACAAACGGAGGAAGACUCAUCAAAACUGAAUUUUAAUCUGUGGUCACAUGUAUAUGAUGUGACACCACAUUACUGAUUUAUUUAUCAAUCGUUUAUCUGCGAUCAAUCACUCAAUCGAAUGAUGAUCAACUAAUGGUGCUAGUAAGUUAGACCAGAGCCGAACUGCAUCAACUGAACUCAGAGUUGUAUUUCAUCUUGUCUUCACUAUUUUAAGUUUUGUUGGUGUUUUUCAUGUUUGUGUGGUGGUUUACCUUCAGUUUUCAUUCUUUGGGGUUUGUCUGCACACAGUUUGGUGCAGCAGCAGGUGUAAGAGCUCGUUUUCUCGUUUUUUCAGCUUCUAUAGAGCAAAAAACGUUGCAGUGAAAUAUCGUUAUUGCCUCAUGUAGAUUGUUCUCAUGUCACUGCUUCCUGUCAACUAAGACUCCUGAAAUGACACCUGAAAAAGCCUCUUCACAGACUUGAUUGCCAUCUCCAUGUCUCUUUAUCUGUUUGUUAGACAGGACCACAGUUGAUUACAUGUAUUUUCUCGUAACAGUCAACACGAAGCUUCCAGCUAUUUUUACCGGCAGCAAAGGAACUGAAAUAUGGAUGUGAUUAUUUUAGUAUUAGACCUCCAAAAUAUUUCUGCCGGGAAGGAAAACGUCUCGUAAAAAUUGUGCUCAUAAAUAUUCAGAUAUCAUCUAUCACAUUGUGGAGUGUGACUGUCGUUUUUUUUUUUUAUUCUAUAAAGUGAUGCAGCAUUUGCCUCUGUAUUUAUUUGUGAGUUAUACUUAACGACACAAUGAAUAAUUAGAUCGAAGAAGUGUGAAAGAUAAACAUUGACUCGUUUGGAGCAAGUUUGCCUGUUUUGUGUCGAGGAUUUUCGUACGUGUUAAUGUAAAGAUGCUACUUUGUAUAUUUUGGAAAUGAAGUUGAAUAGUUUCUCAACAGGCCUUAAAGAUAGAGACUUGUUUGUUGUUUCCAAUAAAAAUAAAGUAUGAAAAGUUUGUGUCAAGCUCUUGAAGUAGUUGAAACCACAUGCGGUUAUGAGGAAUUCUUAUGACCUAAAAAACAAAACAUAUUGAGAGACCCUGUCAAACCACCUCUUCACUUGUCUCAGAGGGUUAUGACAGACAUUUGUAUCAUAUAAGGUGUAUAAACUGUGAACUAUAGGUGAGCAAAAAGGAUUUUUGGGAGAAAUUGUAAUGCAAUUAUGCUCUUGAAUCUUUCUGUUGUACAACUGCUGUUGCCACGUGAAAUGGUUUUGCUUUAAAAUAUGCACAGGUGAUCCUAAAGAGACAGUUCUCAGGGACUGAAGGCAAAUCUUUUUAUUUUUCUGUAACUGACAAUAAACACAACCAAAACAUUG